AUGGCAGCCCCAAGAGAUAACUUCGGCCGUCUUCCAUGGAUGGCCCUGGGGAUCAUUAUUUGCAACCUUCCCGAUCUUCCUUCUAUCUUCCGUCUCCUUGAAGCAAGCGAGAGUUCCAAGAGUAUCGUUUUAUCUCAGAUUCCUAACCUUGUCGAGAUCAUCGAGAACAACAUCAACCGUCCAGUCGCCGAAGGAGGCCUUCAUCCCGAGAAUAAAAUUCUACUGCGGCUGUUUGCUCUAAUCUCCUGGCGCACUUUCUCAGGCCUUGAUGAUAACAACCUACUGCCCCGUUACUACCAAAAUGUCAUUCCGGCUCUGGCAAAUACCUUUUCAAUGGCUGCGUUGUCAUUCAACGCUACUCAGCAUCGCUGGUCAACAGUCCGAAGCUGCUUUGCCUCCCAGCCUCUUCAUAACUCAAUUCCGCCAAUUGUCAUCUACCAACUCCUCCACUUGUCUGCUCAAGCUCAGCAAAUCUCUCAUGGCUGCUUUCAUGACUGCAUGACUCGAUGCAUGUCUUUGCCGCUGAGACAGCUGAAGCCAGACGAGUCUGCCACUAUGGACCUCAGCUUUGCUGCACGCCCCGCUGGUACUCCUCUUACCCCGGUCAACCUUGGCCCUCCAACUUACUGGGAGGAGCAACGACUGCUGCAGACCACCCUGCGCUUCUUCCUCUUCUGGGACCUCAAGGAUGCCGUUGAAUACGGGCUCCUCAUAAUGAAGUCCCACGCAGACGAUACCCUCCUCAAAACAGACAAUGUCGAAGACUACUGGUGCAAGUCCUUCCACUACGGCCGCCUUGUGCACGACCAGCGAAGCAGGAUGUUCUGGUCCGAGGUCUAUCAAAUGAAGGCCUUCCUUACCUGGGCCAAAGCCUGCAACCCCGGUGUCCCUCUCAGCCGAAACUGCCUCCAGUCACUCCUCUGUUGCUCCCCUUCGUCGAUGCCCUGCUGCCCUCUAACGCCGGCCGCCCCUGGUGGGUUCGUGUCCGGCGACAUGGCAAUGGUUAAUGGCGUCCCGCCUGGCUGGAGCAUCCUGGCGAGUCUGCAGGGGAAUAUCCAGGAGAUAGGGGAGGAAGAUCUUGAGUUCUUCUCCCAGUUCGGUUUUGACUUCUGGGACCACGAGCGGCUGCUGGCCUUCGGGCUCACCAAGGGGCCGCUUGGCAGGGACCAUGCUCUAGGUGCAGAGCAGCCAAAUGUGUGGCAGGAUUUGUUUCAGCUGGCCUUUGUGUGGUCCAGCAUUCUCCCAGCUCCGCGCUGGAGAAUAUCGGACCGGAAUUUUGUGGAGUAG
Messenger RNA from Penicillium antarcticum, 1287 nucleotides. RefSeq lists its product as uncharacterized. Bases 1 to 1287 code for a protein of 428 amino acids. NCBI's taxonomy places the organism in Eukaryota, Fungi, Ascomycota, Eurotiomycetes, Eurotiales, Aspergillaceae. The record is from RefSeq and is a predicted model, not a curated record. The transcript has a single exon.